Molecule: messenger RNA, 2551 nt
Organism: Ricinus communis (castor bean)
Lineage: Eukaryota; Viridiplantae; Streptophyta; Magnoliopsida; Malpighiales; Euphorbiaceae
Product: VIN3-like protein 1
Exons: 5
Coding region: 478-2418 (646 amino acids)
Biological process (GO): vernalization response; epigenetic regulation of gene expression
Source: RefSeq, a predicted model, not a curated record
AACAAAAUAGUAAAAAGAACCCGAGAGAGAGAGAGAGAGAGAGAGAGAGAGAGAGAGAGAGACUGACCUGAAACUGGGCCAACUCUCACUCCUCACUCUUCGCAUCGGUUGCAUCACACAUAGAGUCACCUUCGCCUUCCGCGGCGCGUGGGCUAAUGCAUCAUGCACUAAACGCACACCCAUAAAGAAAAAGCUAAACACCUAAAAGAAUUGCAUAACACCCCAAGGAAAGAAAAAAAAAAAAGGAAAUCAAGAAUCCUUUUCCUUCUAAAAUCGCAUCAGACUCUCGUAUAUAUUCAGUCACAUUGUGCCGAUUAUCACUUAUUUCUUUUCUUCUUUUGUUCCUCUAAAAUCUUUCCUGUUUCCAAGUUUGUUUCCUUUUUGUUAUUAUCUCUAACCAUUUAAGACUCCUUUUGCUUCCAACUACUAGUUAUACUGCUUUAGUUGUUUUUGUUGUUGCCGUUUUUGGUUUCUGCUAUGACUAAACCAGAGAAGAAGAGACCAUUAGACAUGGUCUCAGGAGAGUUUUCAGGCUUUGUGCUUGAUCCUGCACAAUGCAGUCAGCUAAGCAUGGGGGAGAAAAGAGAACUCAUUCGAGAGAUUGCUCAGCGGUCUGAAGAUGCCACAGAGAUUCUUAGUUCAUUCACCCGCAGGGAGCUUCUUGAAAUUAUCUGCGCUGAGAUGGGUAAAGAGAGAAAAUACUCGGGAUAUACUAAACUUCGGAUGAUAGAGCACCUUUUAAAGUUGGUUUCACAGAAGUCCAAAAGGAGCAACAUUAAUGAUAUUAUUGCCCUGUCUCCUGCCAAAACUGAGGCUGGAUUUAAAAGGCAAAGGAAGAAAGAAUCACAACUUCAACUAUCAACUGACACAAAUCUUGUUUAUGAGGAGAAUAACAAAGAAGAGGAAGAAGUUAAACUCCAUGUCUGUCAGAAUAUUGCGUGCAAAGCUACUUUAUCUCCAGGUGAUGCUUUUUGCAAGAGAUGUUCUUGUUGUAUCUGUCACUACUACGAUGAUAACAAGGAUCCUAGUCUAUGGUUAACUUGCGGUUCUGAUUCUCUUGAUGAGAAGUCAUGUGGACUUACUUGCCAUUUGAUAUGUGCUUUGAAGAAUGAAGGAACUGGAAUUAUGAAGACUGGUUGUCAUGCAAAGUUGGAUGGAAGUUUCUACUGUGUUUCUUGUGGGAAGAUUAAUGGAUUAAUGAGAACCUGGAAAAAACAAUUGUUGAUUGCCCAAGAGGCUAGAAGAGUUGAUGCAUUGUGUCUGCGUGUCCUAUUGGGUUAUAAGAUUCUCACGGGGACACAGCAAUACAAGGAAAUGCAGAAUAGCCUAGAAACUGCUUUGGAACUGCUGAAGAAAGAGUUGGGACCUCUUGAUCUAGUGUAUGCCAAGAUGGCGCGAGGAAUUGUUAAAAGGCUCUCCUGUGGUGCUGAAGUUCAGAAGUUGUGUGCUUCUGCUGUGGAAGCUUUUGAUUCAGCAUUUUCUGACUGCUCUCUUAAUCAUGUCAAAAAGGUAGAGCCAACAUUGGCUUCAGCUUGUCAGAUUAGAUUUGAAGAAUCCUCCCCGACAUCUGUGUUUGUUGUGCUUGAAUACAUAGAUAAUCUGUCCGAGGACUUGUUAGGUUGCAUGCUGUGGCAUCGUGGGUCUACAGUGAAGGAUUAUCCACACAAGCCCACUCAUAUUAUAUUGAAGCCAGAGAAAAAAUUUAAGAUAACUGGUUUAACCCCCUCUACUGAGUAUUGCUGCAAGGCUUCUUUCUUUGGCAGCACAGGGAUUCUGAAUGUUUUAGAAACUAAAUGGAAUACACCUACAUCAAAUGAUGGUGUUACAGCUCUAGGUGAAAGUGCAGAGGAAGAAGAUUCUAGAAUAACACGACUUCAAUCUCAAGUGAAAUCAGCCAACUCCAGAAACAUCAAAUUAAUUGGGGACCACUCGACAAGAUCAAAGUCUUUAAAGUACAUCAACCAGAAGAAGAAUGAAAGAUCAUGCUCACUGCCAGCUUCCACGGAAGUUGUUUCGUCAAUAAGCAUUGAAUCACUUUCUCCUUCCACCCCUUGCAAGUCUAGUGAAAUGCAAGAUGUAUCAGCCUUGGGCUGUAAAAAGCACAAAGAGGAGAGUGCUUACGAAUAUUCAGUGAGAGUAGUGAAGUGGUUAGAGAGCAAAGGGCACAUAGUAGAAGAUUUUAGAGUAAAAUUUCUAACUUGGUUCAGCUUGAAAGCCACAAUGCAAGAGAGAAGGGUGGUCAACGUCUUUGUGGAGGCUUUGAUUGAUGAUCCACCAAGCUUGGCUGGGCAGCUCAUCCAUUCCUUCACGGACGAGAUUUGCUCUGAGAGAAAAACAACUCCUGAGCAUGGGUUCUGCACCAGAAAUUCAUGGCAUGCAACAUCUAAGGAGGGCGGGCUCAUAAAUACAACAUUGUGAUCAUUGUACAGUAAAACUCUCUAGGAAAAUGUUUUGCAGAAAGAAUAUUCAGGAAAAUGUUUCCUUGAGGGACAACCGAAUUGAAACAUCUAUUGUGGGUAUUAUUUUAAUCAUAGUCUGUCUUUGCAUCUAA